AACCGCUUUAUACAUAACAUUAUUAAAAAAUUAAAAUAUUAAUAGUCUGGUUUAAAUAUCGGAAAAAGUGAAGCGAAUUGAGUUAUUGAAUUGAUUCGAUGACUUGGGAUAUUCGCGAUGUCGCACUGCAUGACCAAUUUUGCUUGGUACCUUGGAAAAUUCAUUAUCGGUUUUACCGGGAUACUGUUCCUAUACGUCGGUUUCUUGAAAGAAAAUGAGAAAAGUUGUGUGUGCGACGCCAGAAUGAGAGAAUUACUAAGGCAGGAAAGCGAAAAACGACCGGACAGAUGCGGAUGUGCGAAGGGGAUGCGAAAUCGUUAUCCAUGUGGAUGCAACAAGCCAAUGCGAUUGUUGCAAGAUGAUGAUUGUAUGGUACCGGUGAUUGCAAAUAAAUAUAACAACCAUUGUGCAAAAAGUCGAUGUUGUAUGAGAAGAAAUUCGAACUAAAAAAAGGAAAACGGUAACGACAGCCUUUUAUGCGAUGCGUAUUAUUGUAAGAUCUCAUCUAAAACAGAUUAUGUGGUCCACGCUCUCGUUCAAGAUCAGGUAAUAUUAAUCUUAAUAUUGGAUAUAGCGAAACAUCCUGAGACAAAAUAAAAUUAAAAUUAUGUAUAAUUGUACCGUCAACCAUUUUGAAAAAUUAUAGAAUGUAGAAAAGAAUAUCUUGAAGAUAUUCUUAUAUAUUUAAAUUUACUCAUAUUAUUUGAGAUUGUCAGAAAUUAUUAACACAAGUUUUAACAAUAUUUCUCGUCGCAAUU
Nylanderia fulva is the source of this 758-nucleotide messenger RNA. RefSeq lists its product as uncharacterized. The record is from RefSeq and is a predicted model, not a curated record. NCBI's taxonomy places the organism in Eukaryota, Metazoa, Arthropoda, Insecta, Hymenoptera, Formicidae.